AUGGGGAGCGUAUCUAACAUCACACCGCUACGGGAGCCUAUUGCGGUAGUGGGAAGUUCUUGCCGCUUUCCAGGUGGUGCUAAUUCCCCAUCGAAGCUUUGGGGGCUCCUCAAGAACCCAACAGAUCUAGUGCGAGAAAUCCCGCCCAGUCGGUUCGAUACCGAGGCGUUUUAUAACAAAAACAGCCAGCACCAUGGAAGCACGAAUACAAAGUAUGCCUAUCUUUUACAAGAUGAACCGCGACUCUUCGACCGCGAUUUCUUUAAUAUCAGCCCCAAGGAGGUCGAAGCGAUGGACCCCCAGCAGCGGUGUCUUCUUGAGACUGUUUAUGAAGGCGUGGAAUCGGCAGGAUACUCAAUCCCUCAGCUUCAAGGAUCAUCUACUGGCGUUUUCGUCGGAGCGACGUGCUUCGACUACCAGUUUGUUUCCAUGCGUGGCUUCGACAGCCUACCGCAAUACUACGCAACUGGUGGUUCCAUGGCAAUCCUAGCUAACCGUCUAUCGUACUUUUUUGACUGGAGAGGCCCGUCGGUUGCGUGCGAUACGGCUUGUUCGUCGUCACUCGUGGCCUUGCACCAAGCAGUCCUUUCCCUUCGAAGUGGAGAGAUAAAUAUGGCCGUUGCAGCUGGAGCAAAUCUCAUUCUUGGGCCUGAGCUUUUCAUCGCUUAUUCAAAUUUAAACAUGUUGUCUCCCAACGGGCGAUCUUACAUGUGGGAUUCCUCUGCUGAUGGAUAUACACGAGGAGAGGGGUUCGCCUCUGUUAUUCUCAAAACUCUUAGCCAAGCCAUUGCUGACGGUGAUGACAUCGAGUGUAUCAUCCGCGAAACCGGUGUGAACUCGGAUGGUCGGACGCCAGGUAUUACAAUGCCUAGUGCAGAGUCACAGUCUCAACUUAUUCGAGACACAUACAUGAGGUGCGGGCUGGACCCGGUACGCGAUCGCCCCCAUUACUUUGAGGCCCAUGGCACUGGCACGCCGGCAGGUGAUCCUAUCGAGGCACGGGCUAUACAUGACACUUUUUUCCCUCCAAACAGAGGCCAGAACGAUGGCCAGCUCUUUGUUGGUUCGAUCAAAACCGUUAUUGGCCACACCGAGGGCACUGCAGGCCUGGCUGGAGUGCUCAAAGCGUCAUUGGCAGUUCAAAACGGCCAGAUUCCAGGUAACCUCCAUUUCCAAGAGCUAAAUCCAAAGAUUCGGCCAUUCUAUAAGAACCUCUGCGUUCCGACAGAUUUGACACCCUGGCCCACCCUUGCCUACGGUGAGCCGCGCCGUGUGAGUGUGAAUAGUUUCGGCUUUGGCGGGACUAAUUCCCACGCUAUCAUUGAGAGUUGGGAUGGAGCCUACGACCGCUAUAUGUGCAAGUCGCAUCCAGGUGGACUCAUAGUCCUGUCUGCCAACUCGGCUCAGGCACUGGCAGCAAAAGCUACAGCGCUGGCCGGCUACCUACGGGAGCAUCCUAAUACGGAUCUUGGUCGACUUGCCCGCACUCUGUUUCAGAGGGCUGAAUUCCUCUUCCGGGCUUCCUUUUCCGCUAUAUCUGCUGAACAGCUUGCUGAGAAGCUUGAAGCCCGCGCAGAAGCGCUCAAGAAGACCGUACGAACCCCAGCAAUUCCAAAGGCCCUGCCGCCUCGCAUCCUCGGUGUCUUUACUGGGCAAGGUGCUCAGUGGGCCACCAUGGGCAAGGAGCUCUACGAGUCAUCAUCUGUUUUCCGCAAGACUAUGGACCGGCUGCAGCAGAGCCUCGACGCGCUUCCUGACAGCGAUCGACCUGACUGGACCCUGAUCGACGAACUUUCUGCGCCCAAGGAGACAUCCCGCGUCGGCAUAGCUGUCAUCUCCCAGCCAAUCUGCACUGCCAUCCAGAUCGCUCUAGUGGAUGUCCUCCACGCGGCCGGUGUUGACUUUGCGGCUGUUGUUGGCCACUCAUCUGGAGAAAUCGCAGCUGCCUAUGCCGCAGGGUACCUUGAUGCUCGGGAUGCUAUUCGUGUUGCCUACUAUAGAGGAUUACAUUCCGGCCUGGCGCAGGGAUUAGACGGCAAGCGUGGCAAGAUGAUGGCUGUGGGUAUGGGCUUAGAAGCAGCGUCGGCAUUCUGCAACGAAUAUGGCGCGAAUCUCAGGGUGGCCGCUAGCAACUCCCCGACAAGCUGCACACUGGCUGGAGAUGCCAUUCUUAUUGACGAGGCUAAGGUGCGGUUAGAUCAAGACAAAAUAUUUGCUCGCAUGCUGGCGGUGGACACAGCAUAUCAUUCUCACCACAUGCUGCCAUGUGCCGAGCCUUACCUUGAGUCGCUGCGCAACUGUGGAGUCAAGGCCCUGAAGGGGUCCAAAAAGUGCCAGUGGUAUUCUAGUGUUUGGGGACCGAAUGGCCGCAGUCGCUCCUUCAACAGCGAGCAAAGCAUGGAACUGCUCGAGGGACAGUACUGGGUCGAUAACCUGACCAACACGGUGCAAUUCUCACAGGCAGUGAGCCGAGCCUUGUCUGAGGAAUCCUCCGUCUUAGACCUCGCACUCGAGGUAGGACCACAUCCAGCUCUGAAGGGACCAGCCUCCGAGGUGAUCAAGUCGUUGACUGGCCUGAAUUUCCCGUAUUGUGGUGUCCUUAAUCGCGGACAGGGUGCGGUUGAAGCUUUUUCCGAUAGCUUGGGACUGAUAUGGACGUCCUUCCCGUCAUCACGCCCUCUAAUUACCUUCGACGGUAUGCAACGGGCUUUGCCACUAACUGGCCCUAAGAAGCCCAGCAUUCUCAAGGGCCUGCCAACCUAUCCCUGGGAUCAUGAUAGCCUUGUCUGGCGUGAGUCGAGAGCAUCUCGCCUCUUCCGCAAUGGCCAGCGUCUACACGAGCUGCUCGGCCGUCCGACCACACUGGGCGAGGACGGUAGGCGGGAGGUUCACUGGCGCCAGGUCUUCAAGCUGAGCGAGCUCCCAUGGGUGAAUGGCCAUGUUAUACAGGGCCAGGUCCUUUUCCCGGCAACGGGAUAUGUGACAAUGGCGUACGAGGCUGCCGUGCGCCUCGUCAAUGACCAGCAAACACUGCAGCUAGUCGAGCUACACGAUAUUGAGAUUGUGCGCACCAUGGGCAUGUUGGAAGAUUCUUCGGGCCUGGAAGUUCUCUUCACCAUACGCGUUACGAGCCAGACUGACAGCUGCAUUACCGCCGAAGUGGCCUGCUACAGCGGGGAUAUCGACGGGACCAAGCUGGACGGCCCUGUGAACGGACUCACCGCACAUUUCAGCGGUAGCGUGCGACUUUUGCUGGGCCCUCCUGAGGCCCUGUCCAGCCGGGAUAGGCCUCUGCUUCCCAUGAACACUUUAGAUAUGGACCAAUUUUACUCACAUCUGUCCAAAGUGGGUUACAACUAUUCCGGUGCUUUCAGAGCUACCUCGGUAGAUCGCCACCUCAACCAUGCCGUGGUAUCUGUACCAAACCCUCCUGAAUCCAGUUCAGUCCGUCCAUCUGUGCACCCUGCAGUCCUUGAUACCACCAUUCAAGGCAUACUUGCCGCCUUUUCGUACCCAGAAGAUGGAAGACUUGGGGCGGUAUAUCUUCCCACGGGCAUCGAUUGUGUCCGUAUCAACAUGACAGCCGCCUCUCCAGAUUUACUUAUGGCUGACAGCCGCCUAAUUUCAUCGGCAGAAAAGGGACUGACGGGUGAUGUUGACCUUUUCAACGCAAGCGAUGAGACUGUCCAAGUUCAAAUGCGUGGAGUCCAGUGGACCCCCUUGAACCAGAGCCGGGACCGCCGGCUCUAUGCAAGCGAAACAUGGGUGCGGGAUGCGGCUUACGGAAUUGAGCCCAGCCUCAAGACCAAGUUCUCUCCUGAAGAUGAAGUGUUGCGGAAGCUUCUGGUGCGCACGGCCCAUUUCUACCUGCGAAGGCUUCGCAGUCAAAUCAAGCCUUCCGAGCUGUUAGUCAUGGGCAAACAUCGGCGGCACAUGAUGAAGUGGGUCAGGGACCACCUAUUUCCCCAAAUUGAAGCAGGCAAGGUUCCCGAUAUUGAGGCAGAGUGGGCGAACGACACACUGGAAGAUGUGCAGGAAUGGUGCGCUCCCUAUAUUGCAGCGGGAAACAACGAUAUGCUCAUACUGCAUGCCGUGGGGAAAAACUUGGCAGCCAUUGCUCGUGGAAUUAUGCCUGCCCUUCAGGUUCUUUUGAAGGACGACAUGCUCGACCGCUUGUAUGUGGAAGGAGUUGGCUUUGCCGACGGCAACCUUGAUUUAGGGCCCUUAGUCAAGCAACUCGCGCAUCAAUACCCGCGUAUGAAGGUGCUCGAGGUUGGAGCUGGAACGGGCGGUACCACUCAAGCUGUGCUUUCGGCUGUGGGUGAUCAAUAUGCAUCUUACAUGUAUACUGACAUCUCAGCCGGCUUCUUUGAACCUGCAAAGGCAAAGUUCAGCCAGCAUACCGCCAAAAUGUCGUUCAAGCUGCUGAAUAUUGAGAAAGAUCCAUUGGACCAAGGAUUCGAGGAGGGGGCGCAUGACAUGGUUAUAGCCUCCAACGCUCUGCACGCGACACGAAGCUUAAAAGAAACGGUCAGCAACUGUCGUCGCCUGCUUCGACCAGGCGGUUAUUUGGUGUUGCUAGAGAUCACAACUAAUCAUCUUCCUAUACAACUAAUCAUGGGCACGCUUCCUGGGUGGUUCCUGGGCAUUGACGAAGGCCGCGUCUGGGCACCCACACUCAGUCUCGAUGAAUGGGACAAUUUGCUUAAAGAAACGGGAUUUUCAGGCGUCGACACAAGCUCAACGCCUUCCUUCUGUUCCGUUAUCAUAUCCCAGGCAACAGACGAGACCUUCCAGGAGCUUCGGGAGCCGCUUUCUGUUGCCUCACGUCCCGCAGGCCGGCCACUCGACAGUGUUUUGGUCGUCAGCGACGUGACGUCGGAACUUGCAUCCAAAUCGCAGGGCCUCCUUGCUUCAAUCGAGGGUGUUCUGCAGUGUGAUAUUGAAGGCCUGGAGGAUAUCAAUUGUCCCAUCGGAGCAGUCGUGCUCUGCCUUUGCGACCUGGAUAGUCCUGUCUUCAGUGAAAUGACUGUGGCCAGAUUCGAAGCUAUGCAGACUCUCUUCCGUAACGCCAGUGCUGUUUUGUGGGUAACCUCAGGGGCGGCCUCGGGCAAGAAUCCACUGGCCAAUGUGACGGUGGGGUUGGGGCGCACGCUGCUGGCUGAACGUAGUGAUUUGCGGCUUCAAUUCCUCGACGUCGACGACCCAACAUCGCUUGAACCAUCUCUGCUGGCUACCCUUCUUCUCAGACUCACUGGAAUGAAUCAGCCUAAUCCAAGCGAAAUCCUCUGGACUCACGAACCCCAUCUCGCACUUAGAGAUGGCGCCCUCUAUAUUCCCAGGGUUCUGCCUCUAGAUAGGAUCAAUCGUCAGUCCACAACGAAGAAUGGCCAAGUCACCCAGUUGACCGAUCUUGCGCCUCCGGAUACAGCUACGGCGGUGGCGGAACAACACACUGCCGAUAAAAUACCUGCUGAGACUAGCCCUGUCAAGCAGAAGGGCAUGUUCGCCGCCGACAAGACGUACAUUCUUUUCGGCAUGACGGGAGACCUUGGGAUCUCCAUUGCUAUAUGGAUGGUAGAUAACGGGGCUCGAAACGUCGUGUUGACCAGCCGGCAUCCCGAUGUUCCGGCCGGAGUGUUCGAACUCAUGUCGAAAAAUGGAGCCGUGUUGCGCGUUGUGCCAGUGGACAUUACGAACAAGGAAGGCCUAAGAGCAGCAUAUACCGAGAUCAAGUCCAGUAUGCCGCCAAUUGGAGGUAUUAUCAACGGUGCCAUGGUGCUUCGGGACCGCGCCUUCCUCGAGACGUCUUGGGAUGACUUCGAGGCGGUGCUAGCGCCGAAGGUUGCCGGAACUCGCAAUCUUGACGAGCUCUUUGGUGAAGAUGAGGCGUUGGACUUCUUCAUAGGACUUUCUUCUGCAACAUCAAUUGUUGGAAACAUCGGCCAGUCCGCGUAUAGUGCGGCAAACCAUUAUAUGGCAAGUCUCGUGCGACGUCGGCGGGGACGUGGACUGGCGGGCUCCGUUGUCGUCAUUGGGCUCCUCACCGGACUGGGCUACAUUUACCGUUCAGACAAGAAGCGGAAUGCUGCUAUUGAGAAGUCUCUCCUACCACAGUUAGAUAGACAAGGCGAGACAGAUUUGCACGAUAUGCUAGCCAAAGGCAUUGAGUGCGGACGCCCUGACUCAGACCUGCCAUCCGAGCUCAUCACUGGUAUAAGGAAGGUGUUUACCGAGGCGUGGCACGAAGACCCUCGGUUGUCAUGCUAUCUUCUGCAGGAAGGCGCGCAAGAAGAGGACACCAGUCAGAAACAACCUGAUGGGAACAUUAAGGUUGAGGCUCAGCUGGCGACAACCGAGGAUCCAAAGGAAGGUCUAGCAAUCUUGGUAAAGUGCUUUUCGCAGUCCCUCGGCAGCAUGCUCCAGCUUGACCCCGCCCAGAUAGACGUUGACAUGCCCGUGGCCGAUCAUGGAGUUGACUCGCUCGUUUCGGUUCGCAUUCGCGACUGGUUCCUGAAAGAGCUGGGUGUUGACGUGCCUGUGUUGAAGCUUAUGUCAACCAACCACACUCUAUCACGAGUAUGCGAAGACGCACUAGUAGGAUGGCGAAAUCUUCGUACAGGGUCCCAGGCAGAGUCGCAGACAGCUACUAAGACUCAUGACGAUCCAGAAAUGGAUUGGAAGAAGGAAGUGGCUGGGCUCAUCGACGGGAUACCUUCUCUCAUUCCGGCAGGUGCAGACUUGGUCAAGGACGAUCCUCGGAGCAGCGGACGACGUGUGGUCCUCACGGGAUGCACAGGGUUCCUGGGUACGCACAUGCUACGCAACCUCGUGGCAGACAGCAACAUUGCAGAGGUGCACUGUCUUUGCCUCCGCUCACGUCCUCUGCGCGUCAAGGACGCAAAGAUCCGCGAGUACAAAGGCGACCUGGUCAAGCCGAUGCUGGGCCUCUCCACUGAUGACUUCAAGCGCCUCUGCCAAACAGCAGACCUGAUCAUCCAUGUGGGGGCGGAUGUCGCCCAUCUCAAGUCGUAUGAAAUGAUGCGGGCUGCUAAUGUCGUCUCAACACAAUAUCUACUAGCUAUGGCUACGCCACGCAGCGUCCCCGUACACUUUGUCUCGUCGUCCUCGGUGGCCAUGCUUCAAAAGGAUACCAACGAGCUAGCUGAGGUGCUGCCAUCCAGCUUUUGGCCGCCAGCUGAUGCCGAUUCGCUGCUGAAAAACGCCAUCGGUUAUGCUGCCAGUAAAUGGAUGGGCGAGAUACUGUUGGAGAAAGCGGAGGGACUUCCGGCCGUUGUGCACCGCUUCCCCAACAUCAUGGGGCCUGAUGCGCCCGAAGAGAUUCCCUUGGUGGCCCUAGACAAAUACUGCACCAAGAUGCGGGCCGUACCGGCGCUUGACCCUAAGCAAUGGCAGGGAGAGCUUGACAUCAUCGAUGUCAGCGACGUGGUGCCCGAAUUUCUGGCCAAGGCAUAUGCUCAUGACCCCUGCGAACCGUUUGCCGUGCACAAUUACUGCAGCGAAAACAGAUAUGUGCUAUCAGAUCUCGCGAGCAUGUACAACGACAGGCUCGGUACCAAGGUCAACGUCCUACCAGUACGCGAUUGGAUGCAGAAGGCCAAGGCUUUGGGCAUGCCGCCGGGUGUGGAGGCCACCUGGACUGGCAAUGAAGUAUUUGUGUCGCCUGUGUUGCGUAAGGGGGGCAAGUCAUAG
Messenger RNA from Penicillium griseofulvum, 7713 nucleotides. Its product is annotated as Male sterility, NAD-binding. The record is from RefSeq and is a predicted model, not a curated record. NCBI's taxonomy places the organism in Eukaryota, Fungi, Ascomycota, Eurotiomycetes, Eurotiales, Aspergillaceae. The transcript has 5 exons. Bases 1 to 7713 code for a protein of 2570 amino acids. Gene Ontology annotation, biological process: secondary metabolite biosynthetic process; fatty acid biosynthetic process. Gene Ontology annotation, molecular function: phosphopantetheine binding; fatty acid synthase activity.